Molecule: messenger RNA, 1616 nt
Organism: Xenopus laevis (African clawed frog)
Lineage: Eukaryota; Metazoa; Chordata; Amphibia; Anura; Pipidae
Gene: pip4p2.L
Product: phosphatidylinositol-4,5-bisphosphate 4-phosphatase 2 L homeolog
Biological process (GO): phosphatidylinositol dephosphorylation
Cellular component (GO): phagocytic vesicle membrane; late endosome membrane; lysosomal membrane
Molecular function (GO): phosphatidylinositol-4,5-bisphosphate 4-phosphatase activity
Source: RefSeq, marked provisional
CAGACUUUGUGAGUGCUUUCCUUCCUUCUGUCGGAGCUUCAGCUGCUGCAGUCAUGGCUGCUGAUGGGAUUGACGAGCGUUCUCCUCUCAUUUCUCCCAGCUCUGGCAAUGUCACCCCUACAGCACCUCCAUACAUUCAGGAAAACAACCUGCAAGCUGAAUUGCCACCUCCAUAUACUGCCAUUGCCAGCCCAGAUGCCGGCGGAGUUCCUGUGAUAAACUGUCGCGUGUGCCAGUCUCUUAUUAAUUUGGAUGGCAAGCUUCAUCAGCAUGUGGUGAAAUGCACAGUCUGCAAUGAAGCCACGCCAAUCAAAACCCCACCUUUAGGAAAGAAAUAUGUCAGGUGUCCAUGUAAUUGUCUUCUUAUAUGCAAGGAUAUAUCACGGAGAAUAGGAUGCCCAAGACCAAACUGCAGACGUAUCAUUAAUCUUGGUCCUGUGAUGCUGAUUCCUGAAGAGCAGCCAGCCCAACCCGCUCUCCCAGUCCAGCCAGACGGUACCAGGGUAGUAUGCGGUCACUGUGGGAACACAUUUCUGUGGAUGGAGCUGAGGUUUAACACACUGGCAAAGUGCCCACACUGCAAAAAAAUCUCAUCUGUUGGUAGUGCGCUCCCACGUAGACGCUGUUGUACAUAUAUCACAAUGGGAAUGAUCUGCAUCUUUAUUGGAGUUGGUUUAACAGUCGGAACACAAGACUUUGCACGGCGCUUCCAUGCCACAUAUGUCUCCUGGGCUGUCGCUUAUCUUGUAGGCUUAGUAUGUCUUGUCCGUGCUUGCUAUUGGGGAGCCAUAAAGUUCAGUUAUCCAGAACACAGCUUUGCCUAGAAGUCUUCAGAAGAACGCAAAAGCUAUUCUGGAUCGAUCUGAAUUUUUAACUCUUACUUGGCUGCAGAGAUACAAGAUGCUGCACCGCAGCUCUCGCCAGCCUUGAAAUGUUCCAACAUCUUUAUUUAGAUAUUCUUACCCACUUCUUGUAGGCUGAGGAACAAAGAAACUGUUUGAGACAGUGAAACGUAAGCAAAUAUCCAUUGCACUAUAUUGUAUGCAAAUAGUUUUGUUUUGCUGCUAGACUUCCAGGCUCUGAAUAUCUAAGCCGUGUUUAUAUGUUCAGACGUGUGCAUCGUUACCUAAUACGUUGUGUUAACGUCAAUUUCCGUUUUUUGGUACAAUUUGAUUUUCCUUUUUUGGAUCAUUCCGUGGGUCUUGUGUAACUGUUUAAAACAAGUAGGUUUAUCUACAAGGGUUUGUACAGUGGCUUUAUAUUUACAUUUUACUGUAUAUAGUAACAACCUGCUUUUAAAGUUCCAUUGUUACUGCAUUUCAGAGAUGUCCCACCUGAACUUCAACCAAAUUCAUCCCAGCACUCAAAGUGAAAAUACAUCUUACUGAGAAUGAAAAGAGAACAGAAGCUCAACAAAGAAUUAGUCUAGAUAUGUUACACCAUGUAUUUCGGGCUUCUGUACCAGCCCAAGGAAGCCACAGCCCUUUAGCAGUAAACUACAGCACUUCUAGCCUUAAACUGAUUUAGGCUUUAGUUCUCCUUUAUGGUCUAUCUCUUUAAAGGAACAGUUCAGUGUAAAAAUAAAAACUAGGUAUAUAUAUAUAGGUUAUGCAAAA